AUGACUGUAAUAACAUCAGAAGAUGUUUAUAAAUUUGUUAAAGACUGUAUAAAAAUAAAAGAGGAAGUAGAAAAUUCAAAAAAGAUUAAAAAAAAAGAAAAAAACACAAAUGAAUUGAAAAAUAAAUUGUCAAAAUACAAUUUCGAUUAUUCUAAAUUUGAAAGUUGUAUAAAAGAAAUUGAAGAUGAAGAAGAAGAAAAAAUAGAAAAAAACAAGCUCAAUUACAUGAAUAAUAGGAAUCCAUGUACUCAUGAUCAUUCAAAAGAAAGACAAUUAUAUGAGAAAGAUUCAAAAGAAAAAAUAAAAGCCUCUAGCGCUUUUAAUGAAGAAGGAAAAAAGGCUUUUUAUGAAAAAAAUUAUAAACUUGCAUGUGUGUAUUUUCGUAAAGGAUUAAUACAACUAGACUAUAGUUUUCCUGAUUCGGAACAAGAUAUAAAUGAACAAAAAAAACUAGAAAUUAAUUUACAUUUAAAUAUGGCAUUAACAAAAUUUCAUAUGUCUAAAUAUUAUGAAUGUAUAAGUGAAUGCUCUACAGUUUUAAAUCUAGAUAAGAAUAACAUAAAAGCUUAUUACAGAAAAGGACAAGCCUAUAUGAAGCUAGACUUAUAUAAUGAAGCAAAACAAGAAUUUUUGAAAGUAUUAGAUCUUGAUCCUAAUGAUAAUAAUGUAAAAAAGUCUUUAUUGACCUUAAAAGAAAAAAUUUUAACUUAUAACAAAAAAAACAAAUUAGUCUUUUCUAAAUUUUUUUCUUUUAACGAAAAUAAGGAAAAUAAAUUAAAAAACGAGAAAAAAAAAGGUAAGGUAAAAGAUAAUUUAAAUAAAGGAAACAAUGAAAAUACUCAUGAAAAAAACAAACAUGAGAAAUUAGUAAUGAAUAAAGAGAAUUUAAAAAAAAUAGAUAAAGAUAAUAAUUUUGAUAAGAAUUUAUUAAAUAAAACAGAACAUAAUAAAAGUUAUUUAUAUAAAGCGAAGGAAUACAUACUUAUGAUAAAUAGCUCAAACUAUUUUAAAAAUUAUUAUGAGUUCUUAAUGAAAAAUGCUUUUCUAUAUAUUUUUAUAUGUUUUUCAAUUUUUUUAUUAAUUUUUACUUCAUAUAAAAAUUUCUUAACAUAUUUACCCUUUUUUCCAAUUUUAUCUUUUAUUGUUUUUUUAUUUAUAUAUAUUUCUAAAAAAAAAUAA
Molecule: messenger RNA, 1179 nt
Organism: Plasmodium relictum
Lineage: Eukaryota; Apicomplexa; Aconoidasida; Haemosporida; Plasmodiidae
Product: peptidyl-prolyl cis-trans isomerase, putative
Exons: 2
Coding region: 1-1179 (392 amino acids)
Molecular function (GO): protein binding
Source: RefSeq, a predicted model, not a curated record